This is a messenger RNA of Coregonus clupeaformis (lake whitefish), 4069 nucleotides long. It is a transcript of the gene gprc5c, whose product is annotated as G protein-coupled receptor, class C, group 5, member C. Lineage: Eukaryota; Metazoa; Chordata; Actinopteri; Salmoniformes; Salmonidae. Gene Ontology annotation, cellular component: extracellular exosome; intracellular membrane-bounded organelle; plasma membrane. Gene Ontology annotation, biological process: visual perception; G protein-coupled receptor signaling pathway. Gene Ontology annotation, molecular function: protein kinase activator activity; sevenless binding; G protein-coupled receptor activity. Bases 466 to 1851 code for a protein of 461 amino acids. The transcript has 5 exons. The record is from RefSeq and is a predicted model, not a curated record.
UUUGUUAUCCUUGUAGAGUCAACAAGACAAAACGUUCCUUGUAUUAUUCAAUUUACAGUAACACUUAACCCUGUUAGUAUUAAUCAAAAUGGUGUUUGUGUGUGAGGGAGAGCGAGAGAGAGAGAGACACAGACAAAGAGAGAGAGUAGGCAGUCGCUAUCCAGGGACCAAUCGCUCCGCAUGAAUAGGACUAGAAGCCUAGUUUUGUGAGAUCCAACCGCGUCUUCAAUAUUUCAGAAUUGACCAAAAGCAGAGAUUGCAGUGUAAUUCAAAACCACUAGAAACGGAAUAUAGGAGAUAUUUUCAGAGCUAUUACCUUUAAUAGCCCACUGGAUGUAAGCUACCUGGGGACAAUGUAGAGCGCGUUUUUUUGGAACAGGUUAAUUGCAACUAGCGACAAUAUCAAAGACCACCAAGAACAACAGACUUAAAACAAACAGACAUCGGAAGUUUCUGCUGAACUCCAUGGAUCAGACACGCAAGAGGCUUCAUCUCCUUCUGCUCCCGACCGCUGUCACUGUCUGGUCUCUCCCCGUCUCGAUGGGCGCCAGCGUGACCCCAGGGGGGUGUGGCUCCAUUGUAGACUCCCUGUACUACAGCCUGUGUGACCUCAGCGCCGUAUGGGGCAUCGUGCUGGAGUCGUUCGCGGCGGCCGGCGUGGUGGGUUCCAUCAUCCUCCUCAUCGUCCUCCUGGCCAGCCUACCCUUCAUCACAGACAAGAACAGGAGGAGCUCCGUGGGGAUCAAUGCCUGCUUCCUGAUCUGUACCCUGGGCCUCUUCUGCCUCACCUUCUCCUUCAUCGUAGGGAAGGACUUCGCCACCUGCGCCUCGCGACGCUUCCUCUUCGGGGUGCUGUUCGCCGGGUGCUUUGCGUGUCUUCUCAUGCAGUGUGUGAGGCUGAACCUCCUGACCCGCAGGGGGGAUCAGGGGCCCCGGGCCUGGGUUCUGUGUCUGGGAGCCCUGGGGCUCUGGCUGGUGGAGGUGGUCAUCAACACGGAGUGGCUGAUCAUUACCAUUGUUCGCUACCCGCUGUCACCACUCAACGUUACAGGGACAGCACUAGGCACGGCCGCAGACGUGCCCUGUAACAUUGCCAACCAAGACUUUGUCAUGGCGCUGAUCUACGUACUGAAUCUUCUCCUAGCUGUCGUAGUGGCAUCCUUACCCUCCCUGUGCGGGAAACACAAGCAGAGGCGCCAGGAGGGAGCCUUCAUCCUCGUUACGGGUCUCCUCUCUGUUUUCAUCUGGGUGGCCUGGAUCACCAUGUACGUCUGGGGGAACCUGAGAACCGGCGGACCCAGCUGGGAUGACCCUACCCUGGCCAUCGCCCUGGUCAGCAACGCCUGGGUGUUCCUGGUCCUCUACACCAUCCCAGAGAUCUGCUCUCUGACCCAGGAGGAGGGGGGUGUGCCGGGGUUCGGAGAGGACCUGUACCCAAGCAGAGGGGUGGGCUAUGAGACCAUCCUGAAAGAUCAAGGAGCCCAGAAUAUGUUUAUGGAGAACAAGGCUUUCUCUAUGGAUGAGCCCAACUCAGGUCCGAAGGUUGUGUCCCCAUACAGCGGCUACAGUGGUCAGCUCCGCAGUUCUGUCUACCAGCCCACAGAGCUAGCUAUCAUUAGCAAGGGAAUGGGGAAUGAAAUGUCCUAUGAGUCUCGCAUCCCCCGAGCCUCCAUCAACAACAGCUCCCCGGCCCACAGAGGGGGCAGUACCCUGGUAAUGGACUGCACAAGAAAUCCCAGUGGUGAACACAGACUUUACGUUACACCUCUCUUCUCAAGACAUUUUUGUUCAUCCAUUUUCCUCAAAUCUGUUGACUCUAUUUUGUUGUUGUCCAUUGGAUCCUUAAUAUGAGCUGGCUCUAAAGCGACCAGCCUAUCAGACUCCAGAGUUGUCGUUUGGGUGACCGACACAAACAGUUUGCCGUUUGUACAACACCUCCAAUCUAUAAAUGGACAGUCCUGCACAGCAAAAUCAGUGGUGUACAUUUAACUAUGAAAGUGUAAAAUGCACACUAUUUACAGUGAACAUAUGAGUCCCACUGUACUGGUGUUAAAACAACACUUUUGAAAGUGUUAAAGAUUUAACUCUGUUGCAGUGUUCCCAAUUAAACUCUUAAAGUGUUCAAAUGAACUAGAUUGUGGUGUUUGCAUAGCUCUACUGUAGAGUAAUGCACAACACCUACAGUGUAAAACAUAACACUUGAUUUAGAGUAAACUGGACUCGCUUUACGUAGUGCUGACGCUGUUACACUUUCUCAGUGUAAGAAAUUAACACCUGUAGUGUUACAGUAAAUCAUUUGUGGGUGUUGUUUUAACACUGUAUGGUGUAAAGCCCAAUUUGCAUAUUUCCCAGAGUGCCUUUUCUUUUCAAGUGAAUUGUAGGGUUACCACCCAUGACUGUAUUUGUUAGCGAUAGAGACAUGGUUACUGAAUUAUUUUAUUUUAAAGGCCUGUGGCUUUCACCAACUGAGUACCUAAAAAUGUAACUGACAGUACAUACAUAAUGUCCUUACUUUGACCCUAACACAGUGGUGUUAGGAAAAUAAUGGUUUGCAGGCCGAAUCAGGUCUGCAAGUUACAUUAUGCUGGCUUGCAAAGUGAUGUGUAAUUCCUAUUGAAAUCCAGCCAGAGUUAGGAUAUCCAACAGUUGGAAUUGUUAUUCGACCGCAACCUGCAUUCAGAAUGACUGUCAGGGUCCUUCUUCUUAUGAAAAUUGAUAAGAAGACUACCUAAAUCAUUUAAACUGGAACAACAAUUUCAGUAACGGGUACAAUAAAGCUAACUAACUUAUUGGAAUAGUUUAGAAAAAUGUAUGUUAUUUAUCUUUGUGUAGUUUAAGAUUAAUCAAUCAAUGUACAUGUAAAAACACAGACAUUAAAAACAAUCCUAAAAAAUCUACCUGCAGUACAGCAUGCUGGGAAAUAUGAUGAUGAUUGGUGUGGUUUUGAUGGGACUGUUUUAAUCUCUCCAGUGUAAAACAAAAACUCUGGUUAUUAACACUAACACUGGGGGUUAUUUUACCCAACUGAGUGUUACUUUCACUCUUACAGAGUGAAUUUAACUCCUGAAUAAACACGAGAAAUGUCACACUGAAAAAUCAACACUGGUCAAUUUGCUGUGUGUUGAUGACAUAACCCUCUAUAGAUCAAAGCAACCCACAGAGCAGACAGCAUACCCAUGGCUUUGGGAGAGAACAAUACCUUUUGCAAAGGUUACCAUUCCUCUCACGGUGAGCUAAGCUAAGCUCUCCACUGGAUGUACUGUGACAGAUGAACUGUGAGCAUGCUGACAGCAUGGAAUGGUGGAAAAUAAUAGUCAGACGUUCUCUUAGCAUGGGGGGGCUAUUUUGGCAACAAAGGUGGCUAUACAGUAAACACACACACGCACACUCUCUCACACACAAACACAUACACACGCUCACAAUAGUUACACACAAUAGUCACGUGGAAGUGCAGCCAACGACAGGAUCAGUCAAGCGAGGGGGCAACAGGUGUGAUGGUAUCAUGGGAUUUACCAACCAUUCCAGGGUUCCCAGAGGAGGACUCAUUAAGAGUGGAAAAUUCCAUAUUUGGAACGUUUCUAUGGUUCCAUGGAAUCUUGGGAAAUGACUCUUCUGUCACUGGGAUACCUAACUAAUAUGAAUACAUUUAUUUAUAGGUUUAGCAUACAAAUAGUGUGCACUUUCAUGCUUUAAUUGAAGUAAGUGUCGAUUAUUAUUAUGUCAAUGUUUAGCGCUUGGCUUGUGGACAUCACUUUCAGAAAGUUCACAUAGCUAUUUCAGUUGUAGCUAAAGGGUGUUGAAUGAGUUCAUGUAAAUACCAUGCCAAUGAAUGUCUCUUCACUAGAUAAUACUUGUUGUAUGAAUUGUUGUGUGAAUUUGAAAUAUAUUUUUAACAUAGCUAUUUACAGUACUUACUUUUCUUCUAAUCAGAUUUGAGCCAACACCUGUAAUUGCAAUCCUGAAUUUUUUAUCUAAUAUGAAGUUUAAAAACCACAAUGAGUUCAUUGAUUGCACAUUCUGUAUCAACAGCCAUUGAUGUCCCAAAUAAUAAAGAUUGACUGGUGAAAUA